Messenger RNA from Linum tenue, 1560 nucleotides. NCBI's taxonomy places the organism in Eukaryota, Viridiplantae, Streptophyta, Magnoliopsida, Malpighiales, Linaceae. The record is from the annotation of a GenBank genome assembly.
AUGGACGACCUGCUACUCUCCUUCAUCUUCCUAACCUGCGUCCUCUUGAUCAUUGCAACUACCACAGCAUUCAUCAUCCUGCAACGUAGGCCGCUGAUGAACAAAUCCUACGUGGGCCCAAACCUACCCCCAGGCCCAGCAAAGCUACCCAUCAUCGGAAGCCUACACCGGAUGCUGGGCCGCGGCCUGCCCCAUCACCGCUUGAGGGAUCUGGCCCGGGCAUACGGCCCCCUGAUGCACCUCCAGCUCGGCGAAAUCUCCACCAUCGUCGUCACCUCCUCCCAGCUGGCGAAAGAGUUCAUGCAGACGCACGAUCUCAACUUCGCCAGCAGGCCCUCCAUACCAUCCGCCAACGUCAUAUUCUACGACGGCAGGGACGUGGCCUUCGCAGCCUACGGCGCGUACUGGAAGCAGAUGAGGAAGAUCUUCGCCCAGGAGCUGCUCCUCCCCAGGCGCCAGGAGCGCGUGGACUCCAUGCGCCUGGUCAUGGAAGAGGAGGUGCGCCAGCUGGUGGGGUCCAUCUCCCGACAUCAUCGUACCAAGAGUACUACUGCGCCGUUGAACCUGAGCCGGAUGCUCGUUUCCCUGUCCACGGCCAUCACCUACCGGACCGCUUUCGGCAAGUUCCCGUCUCAGCAGGACCAGGGAGCCUUUCUCGCCGCGCUCCAGCAGAUACUUGUGGUGCUCGGCGGGUUCAGCCCCUGCGACGUCUUCCCUUCCAGCAAGCUGCUGCGCGUGGUUAGUGGGACCCAGGCCAAGCUCAAGAAGCUUCACAGAGAGACAGAUGUCAUCAUGGAAGCCAUAAUCAACGACCAUAAAGCGAAAAGGUUGCCCGGAAAUUGUUGUGAUGAUCGUCGUAACCAAGAUCUUGUUGAUGUGCUCCUCAACUUCUCCCAGGACCAUGCCCUUGGAUUUCCCAUCACCAACACCGAGAUUAAAGCUGUCAUCCUGGACAUAUUUCUCGCCGGAAGUGAAACAACCUCUGGAACGUUAAAUUGGGCCAUGUCGGAGUUGAUGAGGAAUCCUAGAGCAAUGAAAAAAGCACAAAUCGAGGUGAGAACAUUGUCUGAUGGCAAAGGAAUAAUCGAUCAAGCAACUCUUGACGAGCUACAAUACAUGAAGCUAGUCGUGAAAGAAACUCUCCGAUUGCAUCACCCACCUUUAGCCGGUCCAAGAGAAGCCCGAGAAACCAUGGUGAUUGGUGGAUAUCAAAUACCGGCCAAAUCUAGGGUCGUAAUUAAUUCAUGGGCCCUCGGUCGAGAUCCUCGUUAUUGGACAGAACCGGACAAAUUUUACCCCGAGAGAUUUCUUGAUAGCCCAAUCGAUUAUAAGGGAUCAAAUUUCGAACUAAUACCGUUUGGAGCCGGAAGAAGAAUUUGUCCCGGGUUGCAAUUCGGUGUGACUCUUGUCAAUCUAGCAUUAGCAAAUUUACUUUAUCAUUUUGAUUGGAAACUCCCGGAUGAUAUGAAGCCUCGGGACAUGGACAUGACCGAAGAAUUCAGUCUUGCAAGCAAGAAGAAGAACAACUUAUUUGUCGUUCCUGUUCCCUACUAUCCCUAA